GCCUCCAUCGCGCACUGUUCAACGCGACGGCUCACCCGAGUAUCCGUUUCCUUCCAGUUUCGGCUCUGCUGCAUCUGAUGCGUUAUCGGAGGAAGCUCCGGGGAAAAGGCUCAAACGGAGCAGUGCAGAGAAAGAGUCAGCCGGUUUUGCGUCGGGGCAGAUGCCCUUCUCGCGUGUGUAUUCCCUUCGUGGACGAAAUGUUGUACGCGCCGGUGCAGCCUGCAGCGAUGGGGAUUUCUCUGAAGACAACGAUGAAAAUUUUUCUUUAGCUGGGAAAAGUGAUUCGUCAACUACUGAUUCUGAAUACUGCACCGAAGUGGAAGAUGUUCUGGAAGAUUCGACGACAAAAAAACGAGGCAGAAAACGUCGCAUGGUUGACGCGAGAGACACGGUGCGCCCGCACAAAAUUGUUGCUGUGAAUCCUGUAAUAGGAAAAGACUCAGUGAUGCCAGAUGUCUGCAGUCCUAAAGUACGGAGCUAUGCUCGCACGAAGCUACGUGCGGAGGAUAUGCGACGAUUGAAUGCGGUAGUCAAGAUUAAUCCCUUCCAGUUCUCUGGUUCAAGGGAACGUCGCGCCGCGUGGACAGCAGUAUGGGAGGCGUACCGGGCUGACUACGAUACCUCGGACAAGCGCAAAGCACAGAAAGUCUUGUUAUCGUGCAGAUCUCUACAGAAAUAUGUCCGGUGUCAGUUGCGCAACUUUCCCAACAUGCUCGAUCGCUACAACGAGAAUAACGCCAAUCAAGCCGAGCGAGAGUUUAUUGCAGUUAUGCGAGUGAUGGCGCAGCGGGCGGGAAAGGACUAUGCCGAUGACGCGCAUCCCUUGGCCAUGCACAAGAAUGCAGUUGGAGUGGCCACACUAAGUGCCGCAGUUGACACUCAAAAUGCUCAUUCCACACUGCGGUCCAAUAGGAAACGACCCAACAGCCGCUACGUAAGCUACGUUUACCGCUUCGUGUGCUGGGAGUGUUCGAUGCACUUCAAGGAUGAAAGCCUGCUGAAUCUCCACAAGAUGCAACAUAGCGGCGCCACCCCUGUCUCACUGGAUUGUCCAGCUUGUCAGCGAACGUUCACGAAAGUGUCGAAUUUAUUCCGGCAUGUCAUGGAUCACGGUGUGAAAGCCUCGCAGAUUGUGCAUUUUAUCCCGACGGCCGAUCCCAGCAUCUUGAGCUUCGCUUCCAGUACCGCUGCUCCGAUGGAUGUGCUUCCGCAGAGUCAUGGCGCGCAUGAGACAUGCUUCAUGUACACUUGCGGAUUGGCUCAGUGCGGACUGCGAUUUUGCACGGAGACGAUGGCGGAUUUGCACCAACUCAGUCACAAUGUGCCAGACGAUUAUCAAGGCGAUGUUGUCUGUUCGGGCUGCAACUAUGUGGCUGCCAAUGCGGAAGAUUUGCUGAAGCACGUCGGUCGCCAUGCUGCACAGGCGACCGAUCGAAAACUCUGUCGUUUGUGUGGAGAGUUUGUGGAGAAUAUGGUGGUACAUGUCCGGACUAAUCACAAGGAAGAAUAUUUCAAGUACGAAGCGGGUUUAGCCCUUUCCUGUGACCAGUGCGAAACACGAUUGCGGACAUCAGACCAUCUCGCCACGCACAAACUUUGGGCGCACAAGGGUGAACAAGGUCGUCUAGGAUGCCUCGUUUGUGCAAAACCGUUCCCAUCGACCCGUCAGCUGCAUGCACAUGUACAAAAGGAGCACACAACGGGUUUGACGUGUGUGGUGUGCCAGAAACGCUAUUCAAGAUAUGACCGCUUGCAUCAGCACGCGAAAACGCACAAGGAGAUCUAUAUCUGUCCCACUUGUGGCUCGGUGUUCCGCUCUAAAAGGAGCUUAGUGCAGCAUCAGCCCGUUCAUCAGUCUGACUAUUCCUUCAGAUGUGAUUUGUGCGGAAAGUCCUUCAAGAGAUCAACCAACCUUUCGCAGCAUAAGAUAGUCGUUCACACGGAUCAAGUGCGGAAGAAGCGCAAAGCCCAACGCGAGGAAAUGCGCCGAAAGGGAGUGGUCAGCGAGUACAAAUGUCCGCGACAAAGGAUGCGAUACGAAGAGUUCCCGUAUAAAUGCGAGGAAUGCCGGCUCGGCUGGAUGCUGCUGGGCAAUCUGCAGCAACAUCAACGGAAGAAACAUUCCCAGGGUGACGCGACUGUGAAAAAUGGCACUAGUCAUUCGGUGUCCUCUUCCGACGGGAACACUUGAACGACGUCUGGUCGAUCGAACUGUUAAUUUUUUUAUGAUCAUUCGCAAUUGGAAAUUUGUAGAUGUACAGAAGGGUUUGUACAAACUUUUGCAGUACGUUGUUCACUGUUUC
Paramacrobiotus metropolitanus is the source of this 2303-nucleotide messenger RNA. RefSeq names its product zinc finger protein ZFP2-like. Bases 161 to 2191 code for a protein of 676 amino acids. Lineage: Eukaryota; Metazoa; Tardigrada; Eutardigrada; Parachela; Macrobiotidae. The transcript is spliced from 5 exons. The record is from RefSeq and is a predicted model, not a curated record.